CCGCUACUCACCGGAGUUCCUGUGUAAUCUUCCCGCUUCCGGCUGCUAGAGUGAUGGCGGAUGAAAGUGGAGCGGCGCAGCGGGAUCCCCCGGAACUAGAUGAGGAUGAGGAGGCUGCGGGCACUGACAGCGACACCGAGGGGGAGGAUAUCUUCACCGGCGCUAGUAAACAAGUAAUCACUCCAGAGCCUAAGAAAGAGACUCCACAAGAAACCUCAAGAGAAAAUGGCCUCUUCCUGGAUGAUGAUGACCAGGAUAUUUUUGCAGAAUCUACCGUCAAGCUGUCAGUGGACAAUUCUCAAAGUACUCAGAAGGAGGAGCCUCAACUCACAACCCCUAUGCUCAUUGCAGCGGCCUCUGCACCCCCAAAGCAGAAGUCAUUUGAAGAGUUAGAAGAAGAGGAGGAGGAAGAAGAAGAAGAAGAAGAAGAGGAGGAGGACCAGUUUGAGCUUAACAUCAAUAUCACAGACCCUGAGAAGAUUGGUGAUGGCAUGAAUGCAUAUGUAGCUUAUCAAGUUUCAACCCGGACCAAUUUACCAAUGUUUCGGAGCAAAAAUUUCACUGUGAAGAGAAGGUUCAGUGACUUCUUGGGCCUGUAUGAGAAGCUGUCAGAGAAGCAUUGCCAGAGUGGGUUCAUUGUCGCUCCACCUCCUGAGAAAAACCUCAUAGGUAUGACAAAAGUGAAAGUUGGGAAAGAGGAUUCCUCUUCAGUUGAUUUUUUGGAGCGAAGACGAGCUGCUCUGGAGAGGUACCUGCAGAGAAUUGUCAGCCACCCAACACUAUUACAAGACCCGGAUGUUCGUGAAUUUUUAGAAAAGGAUGAGCUUCCUCGUGCUGUCAGCACUCAGGCUCUGAGUGGAGCUGGACUCCUCAAGAUGUUCAAUAGAGCUACUGAUGCUGUCAACAAAAUGACCAUCAAGAUGAAUGAAUCUGACGUUUGGUUUGAGGACAAAUUGCAAGAGGUGGAAUGUGAGGAGCAGCAUCUGCGGAAACUACAUGCGGUGGUGGAGACUCUGGUAAAUCACAGAAAAGAGCUGGCGGUGAAUACUGCUCAGUUUGCCAAAAGCUUGGCCAUGUUGGGGAGCUCAGAGGAUAACACGGCUCUUUCCAGAGCUCUAUCCCAGUUAGCAGAGGUGGAAGAAAAGAUCGAGCAGCUACAUCAGGAACAAGCCAAUAGUGACUUCUACCUGCUAGCUGAGCUUCUAGCAGAUUACAUCCGCUUACUGUCAGCAGUGCGGGGUGCUUUUGACCAGCGAAUGAAGGCUUGGCAGCGCUGGCAGGAUGCCCAGUCAACAUUACAAAAAAAAAGGGAGAAUGAGGCCAGACUGUUGUGGGCCAACAAACCAGAUAAAUUACAGCAAGCCAAGGAUGAAAUCUCUGAGUGGGAGUCCAGAGUCACCCAGUAUGAGAGGGAUUUUGAAAGAAUUUCUAUUACUGUUCGGAAAGAGGUCACAAGGUUUGAGAAAGAAAAAUCGAAGGACUUUAAAAGCCAUAUUGUGAAAUACCUAGAAACACUCUUGAAUUCACAGCACAAACUGGCUAAGUAUUGGGAAGCAUUUUUACCAGAAGCAAAAGUUAUAUCCUAACUGCCAAGGGACACAGUUACAGGCCGGACUAUGCUACUUCUCUCCUGCCAUGUGUUUUUUUUUUUUUUUUUUUUUAAUAUAUAAAUAUUAUACCUCUUGCCUUUUAGAGACUAUAGAGUCACACUCUUCUGCUUCUACAUCUGCCUGAUGUUGUCAGACUCUUUUUACUCCUUCAGUUUUGAAUGAGGUCUGUUGCGCAUUGCUGUGCAGCGCAUUUUUGGAUCUUUGUCUCAGAGCUGAAUAAUCGGGAUUACCGACUGUUUCCUGUUUCUGGACCCCCUUCCACAUUUCACCUUUCACUGCCAGAUCAGCCUACAAACAUUUUACUACAAUGGCAGACUGGUUUGACAGGCAAGAGUUAACUUUAAAAAAGGACGGUUCUGUCCCAGCACUUAGACACAUUUUUUUCUGUUAACAUUUCUUGUGUAUAUUUUUCAUUUAACUUCCACAUAUAUUUUCUUAUUAACUCUAUAAAGUGAUAAUUAGGGCUUUUAGGGCUUUCUGCGAGAAAACUACAACAACAAAUGAAAUGAAUGAGAGUUUCUUGGGGUGGGUUUAUUAAUAUAAAUAUAUAAUGUAUAUUUUUUGGCUGUGACACAGACACAGGGAAUGGAGCCUUUCUAUUCUGCAAGAAGUACACAGUUCUUCAAUAAAACUUUGAAAAGCCC
This is a messenger RNA of Rana temporaria (common frog), 2254 nucleotides long. RefSeq names its product sorting nexin 1 (gene SNX1). Gene Ontology annotation, molecular function: phosphatidylinositol binding. The transcript has 15 exons. Bases 54 to 1586 code for a protein of 510 amino acids. NCBI's taxonomy places the organism in Eukaryota, Metazoa, Chordata, Amphibia, Anura, Ranidae. Gene Ontology annotation, cellular component: endosome membrane; endosome. The record is from RefSeq and is a predicted model, not a curated record. Gene Ontology annotation, biological process: early endosome to Golgi transport; intracellular protein transport.